AGAAGUUGCUUCUCUUCAUUCUUCUCAGCCGACAGCACCACAAAGCAGUCAUAAGGUGAAGAAGGAAAGGAAAGACUUUUGCAAAAUGGGAAGCACAAACCCAUUCAAAGACAACUCUUUUUCCCUCACUAAGAGAAUUGUUCCCUCCACACUCUAUGCUUUGUUUCCCAUUGCUUUGAUUUCUACAUACCUCUACCUUCUCUCCAUCACUACACAUUCCACAAACACCACCACCACCACCACCACUUACCACCCUUCUCUUUCUCCUCCAACCCCUCCUCCACCUUCAUCCUUCUCUUCUUUUUCUACAGAAAAGGACAAAGCAUCUGAGAACCCAUGUGACUACUCUAAUGGUGAUUGGGUCCCUGACACAAAAGGCUCUUUGUACAAUGCAACUACAUGUGGCACCAUCAAAGAGAGUGAAAAAUGCAUCCCCAAUGGAAGGCCUGACUCGGGGUAUCUCUAUUGGAGAUGGAAACCCAAUGAGUGCAAUCUUCCAAGGUUUGAACCUCUUGUUUUCCUCCAACUCAUUCAGAACAAACACGUGGCAUUUGUUGGUGACUCUUUGGCUAGGAACCAAUUGGAGUCCCUUCUUUGCAUGUUGUCCACUGUUUCAACUCCAAACCUUGUCUACCGAAGUGGCAAGGACAACAAAUUCCGUAGAUGGCACUUCCCUUCACACAAUGCAAAUUUCUCUUUGUAUUGGUCACCUUUUCUUGUGCAAGGUGUUGAAAGAUCAAAUGAAGGGCCAUAUUAUAACACAAUGCAUUUGGAUCAUGUGAAUGAGAGAUGGGCUAUGGAUUUGGAAAAGUUUGACAUGGUUGUGGUGUCAUUUGGGCAUUGGUUUUUGCUUCCUUCGGUUUACUACGAGGGUGGUUUGGUUAUAGGUAGUUUAAACUGUCCUGAUCUUAGUCAUACUCAGGUUGAUUUUUAUGUUCCCUUAAGGAAGGCUUUGAGGACUACCCUUAGCAGCAUAAUUGAGAGAAAAAAGGGUAACAAGGGAAAUAACAAUGUUGUUGAUGUGAUUGUGAAAACAUUUUCACCUGCUCAUUUCGAAGGUGAUUGGAACAAGGCUGGUACUUGUUCAAAGACUGAGCCUUAUAGGAAGGAAGAGAAGGAACUUGGAGGAAUGGAUAGUGAGAUAAGGAAGAUUGAGAUAGAAGAAGUGGAGAAUGCAAAGGCAAAAGCUAGUGAAUUUGGAGGGUUUAGAUUGGAGGUGUUGGAUGUGACCAAAUUGGCAUUGUUGAGACCUGAUGGACAUCCUGGUCCUUAUAUGAAUCCUUUCCCAUUUGCUGAUGGGGUGCCAGAACGUGUGCAGAAUGAUUGUGUUCAUUGGUGUUUGCCAGGGCCUAUUGACACAUGGAAUGAGAUUUUUCUAGAGAUGGUGAAAAGGUGGACACGAUCAGCUGAGGAGUGAAGAAAUUAAUAACAUUUGAUUAUAUAUUAUAUAGUUAUUAUUAAGAAUUAUGUAACUCAAAAAUAGCUAAUAAUUUCUUUGUUAGGAUGGGUUGAAGUAGCUGGUGCAAGACCAAGAUCUUUGUGGGAGAGUUUUUACCUAUUGGAAAGUAAUACGCUAUUAAUUUGCAUUAACUUUAGUAUGCUUCCUUGUCCUAAGAUGUAUAAACUCUCCUUCCAAUUGGGUCUUGUUAUGAACUUACAAACUUUUGGUCUA
Cajanus cajan (pigeon pea) is the source of this 1672-nucleotide messenger RNA. RefSeq names its product xyloglucan O-acetyltransferase 1. Lineage: Eukaryota; Viridiplantae; Streptophyta; Magnoliopsida; Fabales; Fabaceae. The record is from RefSeq and is a predicted model, not a curated record. Gene Ontology annotation, molecular function: O-acetyltransferase activity. Gene Ontology annotation, cellular component: Golgi apparatus.